This is a messenger RNA of Strongylocentrotus purpuratus (purple sea urchin), 1331 nucleotides long. Its product is annotated as retinol dehydrogenase 8. The transcript is spliced from 5 exons. The record is from RefSeq and is a predicted model, not a curated record. Lineage: Eukaryota; Metazoa; Echinodermata; Echinoidea; Camarodonta; Strongylocentrotidae. Gene Ontology annotation, molecular function: oxidoreductase activity. The coding region runs from base 279 to 1145 and encodes 288 amino acids.
AAAUACUGUAGCAAAACCUCUAUUUCGAGCCAGGGGGUGUUAUCUGAGUUAAAUUAAUUUAAUUAACGCCUUUCUGGCUCUGAAUAGAAAUAAGUGGUGAGGUGUUUGUUUGCGAAAAGAGCGAAUUGCCGGCGAAUCUUCCCGCCUUGCUCAGUAGACCAAAGGUUGUCAUAUGAAACGGCAGAAAAUGAACUUUCUGGAAGUGAGAUUUUCUCUUUGAAAUUCAGUCUUAACAAUUAGGCUACGUCUCCCGUUAUCACCGAUUUCCCGCACGAAACAUGGUUCCUCAAAUCGUACUCAUUACUGGGUGUUCGGCGGGCAUCGGUCUCGCUACGGCCAAACGCCUCGCCUUCGACGUCGAUCAGCGGUACAUCGUCAUCGCCACCGUGAUCGUGAUGUCGGAAAAGGCAGAAUUAGUUGCUGCCGUAGGCGACGCCCUUGACAAAACAGUUUUCAUCAGGGAGUUGGACGUCACAAACGAUAAAAAUAUUUCAGAUGUGGUUCGUGACGUCAUCAGAGUGCAAGGAAGAAUCGACAUCUUAAUCAACGUUGCAGGACUUGCUUUUAACGAGAUUCCCGAAAGAGUCACGCGGGAACAGAUCGACAAAUUGUUCAAUGUGAAUACAAUCGGACCUAUCAGACUCGCGCAGGCGGUCUUGCCUCACAUGAAAGAAAGACAAGCUGGGAAAAUUGUGACUGUAUCGAGCGACAUGUCUAGGCAAGCUUGGCCAUACUUCGAUAUUUACAGUGCAACAAAGUUCGGCGUAGAGGGUUUUUUCGAAGCUCUAGCAGCCAGCGUGAGAGCUUUCAGCAUAAGGGUGUGUCUAGUCGAGCCAGGUCCCAUCGCUACCGGGCUUUUAGGAGGUCUCCAAAAUGACAUGAAGAGGCUGAUAAACGACGAAACCGUCAACGAGAUCGACCAUCGCCAACUCGUCGGUCUCAAUCGUGACGUGUCCGACAUGGACAAAACCCGAAGCGCGGAUGACGUCGCAGCGGACCUGACCACGCGGUGUUUGGACGUGGAUGAACCCGUGCUUAGACACCUCCUUCUGGAAGACAAAUUUAUGAAAGAAGCCACCGAGGUAUUGGCGGACCUGACGGGAGAACGCGGGGUAGCCUUCAUGCGCCAACAACUGGGACACUAAUGCCCUCUGCACACAAAGGAUCAGUACCAUUGCGUUAUCGCCUGGGAUAAUCGAUACUAUGAGGGCGCAAUUAGCACAUGCACAUCAGAGCCAUAUAUGCACAUAGUUUGCCAACUUGGUUUCACUGUGUCCCAACAUGGCGUAUAUUCUUUUGUGUUGUGCUUGUCCAACAAAACAGUAGUCGCC